Sabethes cyaneus is the source of this 1057-nucleotide messenger RNA. RefSeq names its product NADH dehydrogenase (ubiquinone) complex I, assembly factor 6 homolog (gene sicily). Gene Ontology annotation, biological process: biosynthetic process; mitochondrial respiratory chain complex I assembly. The transcript is spliced from 2 exons. Bases 1 to 942 code for a protein of 313 amino acids. Gene Ontology annotation, cellular component: mitochondrion. The record is from RefSeq and is a predicted model, not a curated record. NCBI's taxonomy places the organism in Eukaryota, Metazoa, Arthropoda, Insecta, Diptera, Culicidae.
AUGCUAAAAAGCUGCACAAGAAUUACCAAAGCAGAAAAAUAUGUGCACUUUUUUAAACGAAGUGCCUCCAGUUCGGCACAAUCAAGUGAUUCUGAUGCAGUAGCACAGAAUUAUUGCCUUGGGUUGGUUAGACAACACGAUAAAGAAAACUUUCUCUGUUCUUUACUUUUGAAAAAUCCUGAACGUCGCCAAGCCCUGGCCAUAAGAGCUUUCAACGUGGAGAUUGCUCGUAUAACCAGCACUGUCAGCGAUGACAAAAUAGGUCAAAUGCGGCUUAAAUUCUGGGACGAUGCAGUAAAUAGUCUUUAUAAGACAGAUUCAAAGCAGGUUCCAGAACAACCAGUAAUAAGGGAAAUCAAAAAAGUCAUCGACGAUCGUAAGCUUACAAAGCGGUACUUUCAACGCAUCAUUAGUGCGCGACUAAACGCCAAUUUACGCUUCCUCACCGCCAAACAGCUCGAGGACUAUGUUGAGGAUUCUGUUUCAACAGUAUUGUACUUGUUAUUAGAAACUCAUGGUAUCAAGAAUGUGCAAGCGGAUCACUUAGCAUCUCAUCUCGGCAAAGCCCAGGGAAUAGUAAAUUUGCUGCGAUCUAUCCCUCGUCAAGAGCGAAGAAAUGUUGUACCAAUACCACAGGACAUACUCAUGCAGCAUGGCGUUAGUCAGGAACGCAUGUUACGAAAUCAGAAGGGCGAUAAAGGAGUCGAGGAAGUCGUUUUUCAUAUGGCAGGAACAGCACACCAGCACCUUGAGAAGGCGCGAAAUUUGCUAGUUUCCGUGCCCAAGGCGGCGAAACCUGUCUUUCUACCCGGCGUAGCAGUCGGAAGAUUUUUAGAGCGACUGCGACGAGCCGACUUUCACCUGACUGAUCCAAACUUGCUGCGAAGCGAUUCUUUGCUACCCUGGUCGUUAUAUUGGAACUAUUUUCGAGGAAGAUUUUAGUUUGUUGUAUUACCUACUGACUGAGCGUAUUUCGUACGGAAAUAGUGUCAUUUAAUAUAAUAGGCUAGAUCAAAAGAAUAAUUUUAAAUUAUUUUCGAGUAUUCUUAAAUUAACU